UUGCUAUUGUCUGCAAACUGGGAUAUUCACCAUGAUCCCGUGAGCAACUUGCCGCCGAUAACGUUAACGUUACUAUGUUAUAAAGCGUCAGUUCUCAGCUCUUGGAAUAAUUUCAUCACCCCAACCCAGCCAGACGUAGCGACCAUGUCGACCACGCAGAAGAGAAUGCCUUAUGUCCGCCUGGGCAACUCUGGGCUCAAAGUUUCCAAAAUCAUUCUGGGAACAAUGCAGUACGGUACCAGCGAGUGGCAAGAUUGGGUUCUUGGAGAGGAAGAAGCUGUUGUCCACAUAAAGGCUGCUUAUGACGCGGGCAUCAAUACCUUUGACACGGCAGACAUGUACUCCAAUGGACUUUCUGAAGUCGUACUUGGAAACGCGCUCAAAAAGCUCAGCUUACCUCGGGAUGAGAUUGUAGUCAUGACAAAGGUCUAUAAUGUUGUUGGCCGCACCCCGAGCGAAAAGGUCUUCAAGUCAGCUGCACAUCCUGAUCAACUAGGCUACGUCAAUCAAAGGGGUCUGAGUCGCAAGCACAUUUUUGCAUCCAUCAAGAAGAGCCUAGAGCGUUUGCAACUCGAUUAUGUUGAUGUCCUACAGUGCCAUCGAUUUGACACAGAGACGCCGAUUGAGGAGACGAUGCAAGCUCUGCAUGACGUUGUCCAGGCUGGCUAUGUCCGGUACAUUGGCAUGUCUUCAUGCUGGGCCUACCAAUUCCAGGCAAUGCAAAACUACGCGAUCACAAACCACCUCACCCCUUUCAUUUCUAUGCAGAAUCACCACAGUUUGAUCUAUCGCGAAGAAGAACGAGAAAUGUUCCCUACACUCAAGAUGUUCGGCGUUGGAUGCAUCCCCUGGUCACCGCUUGCCCGAGGACUGCUCACCCGCCCUCUUGGCGAGCAAACAAUUCGUGGAAAGACCGACUUGUCCAUUAACUUAUACGUCCAGCAUGAGUCUGACAAAGACAUUAUGAGCCGCCUCGAGGAAGUUGCGAAGAAGAGAGGCGCAAGUAUGGCGCAAAUAGCCCUUGCUUGGUCGAUGGCACAAGAUAUUGUAACGGCGCCAAUCGUUGGGACCACGUCUCUGAAGAACCUGCAGGAUCUGCUCGGAGCCAUUGAUAUCACUCUGACCGCAGAAGAGCUUAAGUACUUGGAGGAGCCUUAUCAGCCAAAGUCUGUCGUUGGUCACAGAUGAAAUCCUUCCGGUGGUUGAACCAAUGAAACCGCGACUGGUUCGCAAUGAACAUUCUGGGUUGUAAGAGUAGGUCGCGUUUCUAACCAGAGCUGUAUACAAUGUACAUAGUAAGCGCCGUUGACGUAACGUUAACGCAUUCAACAAUGCUGUCUUUUCUUCUCUCCCCA
Messenger RNA from Suillus clintonianus, 1355 nucleotides. RefSeq names its product aryl-alcohol dehydrogenase. The coding region runs from base 145 to 1188 and encodes 347 amino acids. The record is from RefSeq and is a predicted model, not a curated record. Lineage: Eukaryota; Fungi; Basidiomycota; Agaricomycetes; Boletales; Suillaceae. The transcript is spliced from 15 exons.